Messenger RNA from Eriocheir sinensis (Chinese mitten crab), 3905 nucleotides. It is a transcript of the gene Mccc1, whose product is annotated as methylcrotonoyl-CoA carboxylase subunit alpha, mitochondrial-like. Bases 46 to 2181 code for a protein of 711 amino acids. The transcript is spliced from 13 exons. Gene Ontology annotation, molecular function: ATP binding; metal ion binding; methylcrotonoyl-CoA carboxylase activity. Gene Ontology annotation, cellular component: mitochondrion. NCBI's taxonomy places the organism in Eukaryota, Metazoa, Arthropoda, Malacostraca, Decapoda, Varunidae. The record is from RefSeq and is a predicted model, not a curated record.
AGGGCGGUAAACAGUGCCCCUCCCCCCCAGGGCAGAGGCAGCGCCAUGAUCCUGAGGGCGAGCAGACGACUUCUAGGCUUAGGAUGGCGGGUUGUGAGGAGUGGUGGAGGAGGCGGCGGAUCAUGGUGUCGCCUGCAGCACAUGUCAUCCGUCCCCCGCCGCCCCAUCAACAAGCUGGUCAUCGCCAACCGCGGGGAGAUAGCCUGCCGGGUGAUGCGCACUGCCCGCCGGCUUGGGGUGCGGACGGUGGCUGUCUACUCUGACCCGGACAAGAACUCCAUGCAUGUGGCGAUGGCAGACGAAGCAUACAACAUUGGUCCUGCUGCCUCUCAGGAGUCGUACCUGCGGGGUGACAAGAUCCUGGAGGUGGCAACACGCAGCGGGGCCCAGGCGGUGCACCCCGGCUAUGGCUUCCUCUCUGAGAAUGCUGAGUUUGCUGAAGAGUGUGGCCGGGCAGGGGUGGUGUUUGUGGGGCCCCCAGCCAAUGCCAUCAGAGACAUGGGCAUCAAGAGUACCUCCAAGGCCAUCAUGUCCGAGGCAUCGGUGCCGGUGGUGGGCGGUUACCACGGCGAGGAGCAGAGUGAUGAGAGGCUGGCUGCGGAGGCCCACCAGAUAGGCUUCCCAGUGAUGAUCAAGGCUGUGAGAGGCGGCGGAGGAAAGGGCAUGAGGAUCGCCAUGAAGCCCGAGGAGUUCAAGGAGCAGCUGGAGUCGGCGCGGCGUGAGGCCAUGAAGUCCUUUGGCGAUGAGGUGAUGCUCAUUGAGAAGUUUGUGGAGCGUCCGCGCCACGUGGAGGUGCAGGUGUUUGGUGACCAGCACAACAACUACGUGUAUCUGUUUGAGCGUGACUGUUCCGUGCAGCGCCGACACCAGAAGAUCAUCGAGGAGGCGCCCGCACCCGGCCUGACGUGGGAUGUGCGGCGUUCGCUGGGUGAGGCAGCGGUGCGGGCAGCCCGGGCGGUGGGCUACGUUGGGGCAGGCACGGUGGAGUUCAUCCUCGACCCGUCACACAACUUCUACUUCAUGGAGAUGAACACGCGGCUGCAGGUUGAGCAUCCGGUCUCCGAGAUGAUCACCAACACGGACCUGGUGGAGUGGCAGCUCAGGGUAGCAGCCGGGGAGCCCCUACCACUCACACAGGACGAAAUAAAGCUUUCCGGGCACAGUUUUGAGGCGCGGAUAUACGCCGAGGACCCCAACGCUGGCUUCCUCCCUGGUGCCGGCCCGCUCACCCACCUCUCCACGCCAGCACCGAGCCAGGACGUGAGGAUAGAGACAGGGGUGCGGCAGGGCGAUGAGGUGUCUGUCCACUAUGACCCCAUGAUUGCCAAGCUAGUGGUGUGGGGUCAUGAUCGCAACACUGCACUCAACAAGCUCACCACCUGUCUCUCCCAGUACAAUAUCGUUGGCCUCAGCACCAAUGUGGACUUCCUGAUAAGCCUCGCCACCCACCCGAGCUUCCAGGCUGGCGACGUGAGCACAGACUUCAUCCCCGAGCACUACCAGGCGCUCUUCCCAGCCAGGACGCCCACCAAGCAACUGCUGUGUCAGGCAGCCUUGGCCCAGGUGUUGGAGGAGGAGCUGGAGGGAAUCCGCAAGGUGGCUGCCUCACAAGACCCCACCUCACCCUUCCGCCCCUCCCCCACACCCAGGAUCAACCACACACUCGUCCGCACUCUGCCACUCACCUGCGAGGGCAAAGUGGAGGAGGUCAGGGUGGAGUACUUGGGCGAGGGCAAGUACUGCAUGACCGUGGGCGGCGAGAGCUUUGAGGUGAGCGGCUCCCUGGUGCUGGACAACAACACACGCCUCCUCUCUGUCUCUGUGGACGGCUCCAUCGCCAGGUCGUGUGUGGUGCUGGACGGCCGGGACACAUAUCUCUUCACACAGAGUGGCGGCUGGAAGGUCAGUGUGCCGGCCCCAAAGUUUGAGUCCGAGCUUGGCAAGGUGAUCGGCGCAAGUGGCGGUGCCGUGGCCCCCAUGCCUGGCGUUGUGGAGAAGGUGUUUGUGUCGCCCGGCCAGACGGUGGCUGCUGGUGACCCCCUGGUGGUGAUGAUCGCCAUGAAGAUGGAGUAUGUGAUCAAGGCAAGCAGUGCUGGUGUGGUGGAGAAGGUCCUUUUCACGCCGGGGCAGAGUGUGGCCAAGAACGCCUCGCUGGUCAAACUGAAGGAGGUGGAGGAGUAAGGGAGGAGGCACAGAGCAGGCCAGAAGGAUGUGUUGCCUGCCUGCGUGAAGGGAAGGAAGGAACACUAGCUAACAGUUACUAGGGGCUGCUUUCACAGUCACUGCUUGUUUUGAUCGUUACCAAUGGCGGCGAUCGACGCUAUUGUUUUUCACUGGCCUAUGGGGUAGUGGCGGCUGCAGAGGAAGCAAGAGGUGUUGAGAGUGUGUGGCAAGGUGCAGGGCUAGGCUAUGUUAAAAAUUAUGUUAAAAAUUCUUCUCAAGGCUCUGAUAUAUUUGCCGGUAGAGUGAAUGGAAGUCUCAAGAAAAGUGACCAUAGAAAUAUUAUUCAAAAAGGUAGAUUUCUGCAUGAGUAUAUACAGUACAGCUAAUUGUGAAGUAUGUGAUUGAGCAGCUAAGGGAAGAGUCUUAUGGCUGCAUUAAGGGAGAAAAGGAACAAUAAGUAACAGUUGCUAGAUGUUCCUAUAAGUUGUUAAUAUAUGGUGGAAGCAUGAUGUAAUUUUGAAGUUUAGUCGCCCCUCAAAUAGUACGGUUUCCUAUAGUUGGGUUUCAGUUUUAUACGGAUUGUCAAGGAAGAUUUAAGGAUAUUCAAAUUUCCUGCUUGUCGGGAAAUUUAAAAACCCUAAAAAAAUCUAUAAAAAUCCACAUAAAACCAAAACCGAGGUACUGGAAACCGUACUAUUUGAGGGAUGACCAUAUUUUAUCAAGCAGCUAAGGAUGUGUUGGGUUGUGAGGCGUUGCUAGGUACAAUCAGUAGAUGUUGCUGAUAACUGGGUGGGGUUGAGGGAAAGACUAACUGUGAUUUGUGAAGUAGUAUUAAUUUAGGGGUGUAAUUAAUUGAAACCUUAAAUAGGAGAAACAUAGGAUAUUUCUCUUACUCUAGGUGCUAAACUGCCACUCACGGUAGGUAGAAGGGCUGCCAGGUAUAGGUCAGUGGGCUUUUUGUGGACCCCUUGCGUUCAUAUGUUCAAUGUAAAAGAAGGGUUGAAUAGGAGAAACAUGGGAUAUCUCUCUCACUCUAAUAAUGUAAAAGAAAGGUUGAGAGAUAAAAAAAAUCUAUGGUGUAAUGAGCUAUGAUGAAUUAAUGGGAUGGGAGAAAAAGUAACCUGAAAUAUUUGAUUGUAUUCCCUUAUUUAGUGUGUAGGGGACAUGACCUGAGUGUGGCGUAAGAGCAGCAAGGGUGUGAGGCAUGAGUGGAAGGAGGAAAGGAAGGAAUUCAUGAUAAACAUAUAAUUAGGACCAAUACAAAGGGAGGGACCAUAGGGAAAUCAGUACACUCAGGUUGGUAUUCUUAAACGGCCCUGCCUCUCACAUCAACAAAAUCCAAAGGCCAAAACGGAGAUCAGUCGGGUUCCAAUGAGUGUUUUUGUAGGUUCAUGGUACAGAAGAAGGGUCAAACUACCACCAGGGUUAUUAAACUACCCCUGGAAAGGCCCACAACUCCUAUGAAAGCCUUGCCAAAUAUGUGUGCUUGGGCGAGAAAGUGUUUAACAAUCCGGCCAUCAGCCCCGCACUAUGUCCGCGCUGUAGUGGUUAGCGCCUAACCUAGAAUUCGUGGGCCCAGGAUUGACCCCAGCCAGCUUCAAUGUUGUUAUGGGUGUAGGAUUCUAAGCUCUUGUUCUCAUCUUUCACACAUAGAUAUUUCCAUGAUAUGUACAGUAUAUUUAUAUUUAGGUGGCUCUGAGGUGUAUAUCAAGUACAAAAUAAAAAAAAAUGCCACAUACCAA